AGUUAAUUAGUUUUGAUAUGCUGGCUGGGACUCGGUCCAAGAGCGACAUACAAAUGUUUCCGUCUCCCCUUCCUAUCGGCCGCCCCAGCAGAUCGACGUCCCAAUAUCGCGCCGAUCGUCUGCCCAAAGACCCAUCUCCGUCCUCAUGAAAGACCCGGCCUUCGUCGACGACAGCCUCGAGUAUGUCUUGGUUCGCACCCAAGACGUCCAGCCCCAAAAGGAGGCUCUGCGACAGGUCUCGGAGCUGAUCGUCGAAGCCCUUGGCAACGAGUCCUUCUCGACUGCAAUGUUCCCAGACCCUCGUCUGCGACCCAGGCUGGUGCCUUGGGUCUUCUAUCGCCGCUUGCUACUGAGUCUCCCGGCCUCGUACGUCCUGCUGCGUCGCAAGCCCACGAACCAGCUCAUCCUCGAGUCCGGCGACCGCAUCUACGGCCAUAUGGCCGCCUCGUCGCCGGAUACCCAGGCCAUGUGCAAGCCCUCCCUGUGGACCAUGCUCAAGCUCGGCCUCUGGAUGUGGCCCUUCCUCUUUAACUGGGUCUCGAUCAUCCACUUCUUCCGCUGCAUGGACGCCUGGGACAGCCAGAUCAAGCACCGACUCUCCAACGCCUGGGUGUUCGAGCAGGUUGCAGUUCCCAGCGAUCUCCGAGGCCAGGGGCUUGGUUCCAAGAUGCUCAGGCUGUGUCUCGAUACCAUCGUUGACAAGCACACCCGUGUGGUCCUCACCACCCAGCGCGAAUCCAACGUCCGCUUUUACAAGCGAUUCGGCUUCCAGAUCGUCGAGGACGACACUGUCCACUACCCGCAGAACCUGAGCUUCCGAAACUGGGUUAUGCAAGCGCAUCCCCAGUAGCUUGAGGCUAGUCUUUGUCAGGCCCUGGAGCAGCGGGAGCGAGCACAGCCUCUCUUGGUUCUCCAUGAAAGCAGAGCCCCACAGCCGCUUUGAAUAUUGAAGCUUGAAUAUAUUGCAGUCUGAAUAUAUUGCGUGUCAUCUCGGCGCAUUCUUGGGGUCUUCUACCGAGGCACGGCGGUGU
Polychytrium aggregatum is the source of this 1031-nucleotide messenger RNA. RefSeq lists its product as uncharacterized. The transcript has a single exon. Gene Ontology annotation, molecular function: acyltransferase activity, transferring groups other than amino-acyl groups. Lineage: Eukaryota; Fungi; Chytridiomycota; Chytridiomycetes; Polychytriales. The record is from RefSeq and is a predicted model, not a curated record. The coding region runs from base 146 to 850 and encodes 234 amino acids.